AUGUCAUAUUUUAAUAAUAUACCGAAAACAAACACCAACGGUGUAGAUGAGGUCCCAAACCUUCUAGUAUCCGGCAUUUUGGGUUCCCUUCCUCUGUGUCAGUCAUUGGAAACAACUAAUACUUCAUCACUUUGCACCGAUUUCUCCAAUAACUUCUGGCAUCCUUUGAAUGGCAGUUCAAAUGACUUAGGUGGUGAUGGUAUUGGAAUGGCCAGACGGAAUUUUAUGCCUGGUACUGCAACAUCAUCGUCUAGCAGCUCGAGCAUCAGUUGCAGUAUAUGUGAAGUAAAUGCGACCAAUCGUUGUAUUGAGUGUAAUGAGUUCAUGUGCAGUAAUUGCUGGCGUAACCAUCUCAAUGAUCCCCAAUUCGCAAAUCACUCGACUUUUCAUUUGCCCUCACCAAUUGGUACAAUGCCCACCGGUGGUUUUUCUGCUGGUGCAAUGAACAAUUCAAAACCCCAUCACUUUUGCGAUAUACACAAUGAGAUAUUGCAGUACGUUUGCCAACCUUGCAAGGUGUUGGUAUGCCAAUGUUGCACUCUUUAUGAGCACAACGGACAUACGUACUCUUCGGUACAAAGUUUCUACGACGAAUUGAAGGAUGUAAUUAAGAAUGAUCUUGAAAGUAGUAAUACGGGCAAGAUAUCUAUUAAGAGUAGUAUUGACAGAUCAUUGACAUUUAUACGGCUCGUUGAGCGUAAUUGUGCUGAACUGAGCGAAGAUAUACGCAAAACCUGCAGACAAUUUAUAAGGGCUAUAGAGGAUAUUGAACGUUAUUUAUUGGAAUCCGUUGAGCAACUGCGCCAACGCCGUUUGGCUAUCUUAAAUGAUCAAAUGGCCGGAUUGAAAUCGGCUCUCGCUGGACUCUCUGAAACCAUGGAAAUGUUGAGAAAGACCUCAGUGAAUAUGUCAUGUAUGAAUAACUUUGAUAUAGCAAAGAAGGUUUUGAAUGCACAACGACAACUUCAGCAAUUCGCUGCCAUAUACAAAGAUUUAUAUCCAAAAUAUGAGGAAUUCGUAUUCGUUCCACCAAACGAUAAAAUAUUGCAGGAUGUACUCAAACAAGGUGUAAUUGUACGAGCAAAUGAUAAUAACACGAAUGUGGUAAAUGGUGCUGCGGUUAACCGUGGAUCAGUCAGCGAUUGUGGUGGAUCAGUCAGCGAUUGCUGUGUCCCAGUUAGCGGUGGAAUUUGUCGAUUCAAUUAUGAGAAUAGUUUCCGCGGUAUCCCUUCUCUAAUGUUGCCGUUACAUGGUUACAGCGCUAGUGCCAAUGAAAGGGAUUUUGGCGUGUUGUGUAAACCGUCAAAUUUACGUUUAAGUGCACCACGUAGCACACAUUCUAUAACAAAUUUCAUUGGUCCUGUAAGGGCUCUCUGUUCCAAUACACCCUCACUAUCAUUUGCCACAGAGGGUCACGCUAAUGGGCAAGUUAGCCGUCCUUGGGGCUUGUGUGUUGAUAAGCUGGGUCACAUAUUGAUCUCCGACAGACGUAAUAAUCGUGUGCAAGUUUUUAAUCCGGAUGGUACACUGAAAUUUAUAUUCGGCUCCAAAGGUUCUGGAAAUGGAGAGUUUGAUUUACCAGCCGGCAUUUGUGUCGACAUAGAUAAUCGCAUAAUUGUUGUUGAUAAGGAUAAUCAUCGCGUACAAAUUUUCACUUGCACUGGUAUAUAUUUAUCGAAGUUCGGUAGCUUUGGCAAAGAGCGUGGACAGUUCCAAUAUCCAUGGGAUGUGGCUGUAAAUUCGCGACGCCAAAUUGUUGUAACCGAUUCACGUAAUCAUCGCAUACAGCAGUUCGAUUCUGAAGGUCGUUUUAUACGUCAAAUCGUCUUCGAAAGUAAUGCUAAAACUAAGAAUCCAGCUUCACCGCGCGGAGUUUGUUAUACACCAACUGGUAAAAUAAUAGUAUCGGACUUCGAUAAUCAUUGUCUAUAUCUAAUUAAUCCAGAUUUGACUGAGAUCGUGUCAAUUAAAGGAGAAGAAGGUAAUGGAAUCCAAGAAUUUAAUCGUCCUUCCGGAAUUUGCUGCGACGACGAUGGACGCAUUAUUAUUGCAGAUUCUAAAAAUCAACGCGUCAUUGUUUACAAUCCCAGUUUAAAAUUUCUUUGGAACAUUGAAAUACGUCCAUCGAGAAAUCCCUCAAUGCCGCAUAAUCUCGACGAAAAAGAUCGAGCUUGCGACGUUUCUCUUAUGCCCGAUGGUCGAAUUGUUUUCCUACUCGAAUUAUCACCUGACACGAAAGAAGGAUCCAAUCCUUAUAAAAGAUUUGUACACGUUUUUUAA
Anastrepha obliqua is the source of this 2280-nucleotide messenger RNA. RefSeq names its product protein wech-like. Gene Ontology annotation, biological process: proteasome-mediated ubiquitin-dependent protein catabolic process; protein polyubiquitination. NCBI's taxonomy places the organism in Eukaryota, Metazoa, Arthropoda, Insecta, Diptera, Tephritidae. Bases 1 to 2280 code for a protein of 759 amino acids. The transcript has 4 exons. Gene Ontology annotation, molecular function: ubiquitin protein ligase activity; protein binding; zinc ion binding. The record is from RefSeq and is a predicted model, not a curated record.